This is a messenger RNA of Carcharodon carcharias (great white shark), 2357 nucleotides long. RefSeq names its product prolyl-tRNA synthetase 2, mitochondrial (gene pars2). The record is from RefSeq and is a predicted model, not a curated record. Lineage: Eukaryota; Metazoa; Chordata; Chondrichthyes; Lamniformes; Lamnidae. The transcript is spliced from 4 exons. Gene Ontology annotation, biological process: prolyl-tRNA aminoacylation. Gene Ontology annotation, cellular component: cytoplasm; mitochondrion. The coding region runs from base 101 to 1696 and encodes 531 amino acids. Gene Ontology annotation, molecular function: proline-tRNA ligase activity; ATP binding.
AUUUAAUACUGUCUGUGUGGCCCUGCCUAAAAACAUACUUGGAUAUGGGACAGGAGAAAAGGAUGCUGAUUGGCAAGUCAACUAUGACUGAGAUGUUGCCAUGGAGACAGCAACAGGGAACAAUAGGCUCCCCAAAGCUCCAAGAACCAUUCAUGCUUUACAAAUUACAAAAACUGUUUUGGCAGCUGUUCAUGUUUCCCUCUGGGAUUUGAGAAGCUUGACAUUUACUACCUACUGUGCCAUAACAGUGGCAGGUAAGAACUAUUUAUUUCUUGGACUUAUAAUGGAGAUGGCAAUCCAUUCAUAUUCAAGACGAGUGUUCAACAGAAUGUUCUGUGACUUCUUACACUUACACAGGUCCCAUUAUCACCAUGGUAGGUCCAAGCGUCUAUUGAUCUCUCGUCUGUUUCAGCCUAUGAAUCUCCGCGAAAACAGAGUGAUUGGGGGUUGCCGGUCCAAUGAGCUUAGCUGCAAGAGCCAGAGACUGAUGCUUCAGGCAGGCCUCAUUCAACCAGCUAAUACAGGGUGCUUUCACUAUCUAUCGUUUACAGUCCGAGCCAUGGAGAAACUUGUCCGUGUGAUUGAUGAGGAAAUGCAAUCCAUUGGGGGCCAGAAGGUGAAUAUGCCCAGCCUCACAUCAGCGAGUCUGUGGAAGACCAGUGAACGUUGGGACCUCCUGGGGAAGGAACUCUUCAGACUGAAGGACAGGCAUAACAUGGAAUACUGUUUAAGUCCAACACAUGAGGAAGCGGUGACAGAGCUUAUUGCCAUGCAGGGUAAUCUCUCAUAUAAACAGCUACCAUUGAUGCUGUACCAAGUGACGAGGAAAUUCCGAGAUGAGCCAAAGCCACGUUUUGGUUUGCUCCGUGGACGAGAGUUCUACAUGAAGGACAUGUACACGUUCGAUGUCUCAGAGAAAGCUGCUAUGGAGACCUAUAACCUUGUUUCUGAUGCUUAUAGUCACAUCUUUGAACGGUUGGGAUUGCAGUUUGUAAAGGUGCAGGCAGACACAGGCAGUAUUGGCGGUAAAAUGUCUCAUGAGUUUCAGCUGCCAGCAGAAAUUGGGGAGGAUCGCCUUUUAAUGUGUUCUGACUGCCACUUUGCAGCCAAUGUCGAAGCAAUAAUGGAUGCUGGAACAAACUGUCCACAGUGUCAUGGAAAGUUGAGAGAAAGUAAAGGCAUUGAGGUGGGUCAUACCUUUUACCUUGGGACCAAGUAUUCAUAUAUUUUAGGUGCCUCAUAUUCCAACGCUGAGAACAAGCCCAUUGCAACUGAGAUGGGCUGCUUUGGCCUUGGGGUCACACGAAUACUAGCUGCAUCCAUAGAGGUUUUGUCGACUGAAGAUGACAUUCGCUGGCCAAGUCUCCUGGCCCCUUACCAGGUUUGCAUCAUUUCACCUAAGAAAGGCAGUAAGGAGGAACUGAUCACGGAUCUUUCGGAGACACUGUAUGAUACUUUAAUAGAUGCUGUCCCACAGCUUCGCGGAGAGGUGCUGUUGGAUGACCGCAGUCAUCUGACUAUAGGCAAGAGAUUGAAAGAUGCCAGCCGUCUGGGUUACCCAUACGUUGUCAUUGCAGGGAAGAGGGUUUUGGAAAAUCCACCUCUUUUUGAAGUCAGCUGCCAAAAUAAUGGAAAGACAGUCUUUCUCACGCAAGAAGGUGUCUUGGAUUUUCUGAGAAAUGUGAAGACUGCUUAGCCAUUAUUUAGGAUCACCUAUGUCGGUGAAAGUGCCUUAAAGUGGCUUGUUAGACCUUUGAAGCCAGGGUCUUUUGGAAGUAUACAGAAAAAAAAAUCAUGUGUACAAUGGUGUAGUUACACAGUUUCCCUAUUGUGGGGGAAUUGUUAAGAUUAUCAAAGAGAAUAACAGUCGACGUGUUUUUAUUUGAUUCACCAUUCAUGAGAAAAAUGUAAUCAAUGUUUUGUCUUGGAGAAUACAGUGUAGCAAUUGAAAUUGAAGCUCCAGGAUUGCAGACAAUGGGAUCAGUAACAGACCAAAGCUAUUCAUCUGUCAACACAAUAAAAACUACAAACUAUACCGAGAAUAUCUCUGACUGUACACACGCAUGUUGGUAAUUUGGAAAAAAAACUUGUAUGAGAAGUAUCGUGUGUUGAACAUGCAGGUUCGUUGAAUUGUUUUUGAUGUGUUGUUGGAAUGAUCACACUUCCACAAUCACGGCUUGAUUCUAAGCGUAUUGUUCUUGUUCUGGUGGCCGACUAUUUAUUUCACACCGAUAUUAAUAUGUUAAUUAAUUUCCACUGUGUCCUAUGGAGUAGGAGAGCUACACAGAUAAUGUAAUGUCUGAAUUCAGAGAAUGUCAUCUCUGAGUAAUGAUUUUUAAAGAAAGUUGUUUUGCCUA